AUGACCAGAUAUAACUCUUCAUCUGUGAAACCGCCGUUUGUUUCUUUAGAAACAAGUAUGGGAGUGAUGUGCAUUGAAUUGUACUGGGCUCAUGCUCCAAAAACGUGUAAAAAUUUUGCCGAACUUACUCGACGUGGAUAUUAUAAUGGAACUAUAUUUCAUAGAGUAAUUGCGGAUUUUAUGGUACAAGGUGGCGAUCCUACUGGGACAGGUUUUGGUGGUGCCUCAAUAUAUGGUGACCAUUUUCCUGAUGAAAUUCAUGAUAACCUCAAACAUACUGGUGCUGGAGUGGUAUCAAUGGCUAAUUCUGGACCAAAUACGAAUGGAUCGCAAUUUUUUAUUACGUUAGCGCCUGCACAGCACUUAGAUGGAAAGCAUACUAUUUUUGGGCGGAUCGCGGCUGGAUUGAAGGUUCUGCAAAAAAUAGGGAUGGUGGAUACAAAUGCUCAAGAUCGACCUAUAAGUGAAAUACGUAUAUUAAAGGCAUAUCUUAAGAACGAUUCGCGCUACUAA
Molecule: messenger RNA, 513 nt
Organism: Thelazia callipaeda (thelaziosis nematode)
Lineage: Eukaryota; Metazoa; Nematoda; Chromadorea; Rhabditida; Thelaziidae
Source: the annotation of a GenBank genome assembly